UACUGAAUGCGUUUUCCCGGAGUAAGGUCAUGAAGAAGAAGAAGAAGAGCAUUGCGGAAGCAGCCUGCCCUGCAACCACCCUCCAGAUAAGCGUGCACGCGCGACAUUGAACGAUUAUGGCUGCAGGUUGUGUGCGGCAACUGCUUUGUCAUGCAGUCCAAAUGGUGAAUGGGGGCACUCCAGGCUCUUGGACACCAGCAUUGAGGAUUCUUAGGUGUGAAAAGAGCAGCAUCUUUGCUAAGCCUUGGAGAUGGUCUUCCUUCUGCACAGAUGCGGAUGACUCAAACCAAACUCCUGCAGUGAAGAAAAAAAAGCAGGAUCCUCGGGCUCGUACCACAAUCACCAGUGUCGGCCGGAAAAUCCCGCAGCGCCAGAUCCAAGUCAUCAGUGAGGAAGGGGAAAACUUGGGUGUCCUCCACCGCGCAAAUGUGCUCAGAAUCAUGGAUGAGAAGGGCCUCAAACUGGUGGUACUCAGUGAACGUCAGGAUCCUCCGGUGUAUCGUCUGAUGAGUGGGAAACAAAUCCACGAAGAACAGAUGAAAAUGUGGGAAAAACAGAAAGCCAAGGCAGCUCCUGUGCAGGUCAAAGAGCUCACCUUUUCUUCCAGUAUUGCUUCUCACGACCUGAUGACCAAACUGAAGCGGGUGGAGAGCUGGUUGGAGAAGAAGCACCAUGUUAGGAUAACACUGCGCUCUCCACGCAAAGAGUCUACAAACAACUUGGAUGAAAACCUAGAGCAGAUGGUUCAUCAAAUGGAGGUGAUGGUGGGAUUUGUUUCAAAGCCAAAAGUCAUACGUGAGGGCCAAGCAGCCAUGUGUAUCCUUCGGCCACCUUCAGCAAAGGAACUGUCCAAAAGAGACAAAGAUCAACCUCCAUUGUUGCAGUCUGCCAGCCCAAAGGCUGCUGACAAUGAAACGUCGCCUCUGGACACAAAAGAGGACUCUUCAAUAAUGAUCAACAAGAAAUAGGACAUAUUUGCAAUUAAAAUAGACUGACUGGUUAGCACAUCAACCUCACAGUUCUGAGUUCCCGGAUUCAAAUCCAGCCUCCCCUGUGUGGAGUUUGCGUGUUCUCCCCGUUCCUGCGUGGGGUUUCUCUGGAUACUCCGGUUUCCUCCCACAUCCCAAAAACAUGCAUGCUGGGUUAAUUGAAGACUCUAAAUUUUCCACAGGUAUGAAUGUGAGUGUAAAUGUUUGCUUUGUCUCUGUGCCCUGCGAUUGGCUGCUCAACAAUUAAACAAUUCAAGCAUGGUUGGUCUAAAAUAAGAUAUAUUCUGGUUCUAAUGCAAAUGUUUUGGACAUGUCUUAAUUAACAGGUAAGGGGUUAGUCUCCACUGAGACUAAACUGAAUUAAAAAUUUUCUACAAAUGCUCUGGUCCUGGUGAUAACUGCCAUCUUCAGUAUUACUCCUAGCCAUGGAAGAUGCUCUAAUGUCACAGUCCUCACUUAAUUUGUCUUCUUUUGUGUAAGAGGCAGACACCAGAUGUUUACACUCCAGUCACAGAGUCAACAGCCUGGCCACUGUCACCUAAACAUGAUGUUAAAUGAAUAAUCCACUCAAAUGCUAAUAUCAAAUUAAUAGAUUAGAUGUCACUGAUUCUGCUAAUACUGGUACUCUUCUGACUGCAGUAUUCAGUUUUUUUUGUUUUGUUUUUUCAUCAACGAUAAAAUAAAUAAUAUG
Phyllopteryx taeniolatus (common seadragon) is the source of this 1680-nucleotide messenger RNA. It is a transcript of the gene mtif3, whose product is annotated as mitochondrial translational initiation factor 3. The transcript has 4 exons. Lineage: Eukaryota; Metazoa; Chordata; Actinopteri; Syngnathiformes; Syngnathidae. Gene Ontology annotation, molecular function: translation initiation factor activity; ribosome binding. The coding region runs from base 117 to 968 and encodes 283 amino acids. Gene Ontology annotation, cellular component: mitochondrion. Gene Ontology annotation, biological process: ribosome disassembly; mitochondrial translational initiation. The record is from RefSeq and is a predicted model, not a curated record.